UACAGUUAACCAUAAACGUGCAUUUCACUAAUCUUGAUUCAGUGGGCGGAAUGAGAUGAUAAACUCCAUAGACAUAUUUAAUAGUUCUAUGGUAAAAUCAGCAUUGAUUUUCUAUGCAUGUCUAUUUUCGACUACAGAAUAAAAUAUAUUUGUUAGAGAAAGUAGAAAUACAAGGCAUAGAAAUACUUGGUCACCUGCCAUUUGUUCAAAACUGUCAAAACAUUGGAUAAAGCGAUUGAUGUUUUCACGAGAAAUAUGGAAGAUACGAAGUCUCUUCUCAUGAUGGUACUUCAGAAAGUAUUCCAUAAUCGGCCAAAAAUUGUUGAAGAAACAUUUCAACUCAUUUAUAACUACAACAAUGGUAAAAGGGAGAAAAAGGAAUAUGAGAAGGCAUACUUUGAAGACUAUUUGUGAUUUAAUGAAUGGUGAGUUAUCGUCCCAAAUACUUGUUUAUCUUCUAACCAUGGUAGAUAUGCCUAAGGAAGGUGGCUGCCAGUUACCUAUCAUGGAGAAAAUGCAAAAAACCCAUGGAUGUUUGGCUGAAAGUGUACGACCACAUCUUCUCGAAUGUUUGAAAAACAAAAAACAGGAAUAUGAUGAAAGUGGAACAAUUAUGGACAAAAAUAAGUCCACUGUUCAAGAAAAGAAGACAGAAGAUAAAAAAGAUUCUAAAUGUUUAAAAAAAGAAAAUACAAUCAUCAAGUCAUCAAGUGAUGACGACUUCACUACGAAAUCAAUGAAACGACCAAAAAGAGCAAGUAAGGGGACUAUUAAAAAAACACAAAAUUCACAUAUUGAAGAACGAAAUGAUCCAAAGAUUGUGGAAAGCUUAGCCCAAAUGAGUGCCAAUUACUGUACAAGAUAUGAGGUUGAGUUGCGAGAAAUGUACAAGACAAAAUUAAAUACUGCCUGGGAUAUGCUUUAUAAAAAACUAUUGGAUAAACCAACGAUGAAUAAAAUCUACGAAGUUAUCAAAUAUCUAAACCGAAUGAUGAAACUUGUGAGAAUGGUCGAAAAUAACGAGGUGACCAUGGAGAUAAUUAAGGAGGAAUAUCCGGAUAUUGAGAUUUUGGCUAGAAUAAGGCAUCAGCAAGAAUUUACGAACCCGUUCGACAAAAUCGAUAGAUGCUUGAAGAAAUUGAGACGUGAAUGAAGAUAUCUUCAUUCCAAGAAAAUAAUUGGAUUUUAUGUAAUUCGCAUUAGUUCUGACUUGAGAAUUUUCAUAUUUUAAUUGUUUCCAAUAUGAUUAUAAGAUUAAAUUCUG
This is a messenger RNA of Coccinella septempunctata (seven-spotted ladybird), 1264 nucleotides long. RefSeq lists its product as uncharacterized. The record is from RefSeq and is a predicted model, not a curated record. The transcript is spliced from 4 exons. Bases 359 to 1153 code for a protein of 264 amino acids. NCBI's taxonomy places the organism in Eukaryota, Metazoa, Arthropoda, Insecta, Coleoptera, Coccinellidae.